AAGAACCGGAGAGUAACGGAAACUGGAGAGAGAGAGAGCGUUCGUUUGUUUGAUCUCACCAUCUAUCAUUACUACCAGUUUUGACCUCUCUCUCCCUCUCUCUGCGAUUCAUUUCAGACUCCGAAGAUCCAAUCCGAAAUCUGAUAUGUUAUCUAAGCUUCCUUUUGCUCCUCUAAAUCCAAGAUGAGAACCCUCAACAACAGCGUCGACACCAUCAACGCAGCCGCCACAGCCAUCGUCUCCGCCGAGUCUCGUGUCCAGCCAACUGUUGUUCAGAAAAGAAGAUGGGGAGGCUGCUGGAGUCUGUACUGGUGUUUUGGUUCUCAUAAAAAUAACAAGCGAAUUGGUCAUGCCGUUCUUGUUCCUGAACCAGAGGUACCAGGAGCUGUAGUUACUUCAGUUGAAAAUCAAACACACUCAACUGCUGUUGCAGUUCCUUUUAUUGCUCCUCCCUCUUCUCCUGCUUCAUUCCUCCAGUCUGAUCCCCCUUCUGUCACCCAUUCACCUGCAGGAUUGCUCUCUCUUACUUCCCUUUCUGUGAAUGCAUACUCCCCAGCUGGACCUGCGUCCAUUUUUGCCAUAGGUCCUUAUGCUCAUGAAACCCAGCUAGUUACACCACCUGCAUUUUCUGCCUUCACCACUGAACCAUCCAGUGCUCCUUUCACUCCGCCUCCUGAAUCUGUUCAGCUGACUACACCUUCUUCGCCAGAAGUGCCAUUUGCUCAACUUCUAACGUCUUCCUUGGAGCGUGCUCGAAGAAACAGUGGGACUAAUCAUAAGUUCACAUUAUCCCAUUAUGAAUUCCAGUCUUAUCCAAUAUACCCGGGAAGCCCAGGUGGUCAGCUCAUCUCCCCAGGCUCAGUAAUCUCAUAUUCAGGCACUUCUUCUCCUUUCCCUGACAAACACCCCAUUCUUGAGUUCCGUAUGGGGGAAGCUCCCAAGAUCUUGGGCUUUGAGCAUUUUAAUACUCGUAAAUGGGGCUCAAGAUUUGGCUCUGGAUCUUUGACACCAGAUGGGUUGGGGCUAGGUUCGAGGCUUGGUUCUGGUUCUGUGACUCCAGAUGGUGUGGGGAUAGGUUCAAGGCUUGGUUCUGGAUCCGCAACUCCGGAUGGUGUGGGGCUUUCAAGGCUUGGUUCAGGAUCCUUGACACCUGAUUGUGUGGGUCCUGCCUCUCGAGAUGGUUUCCUUCUGGAAAAUCAGAUUUCUGAGUUUGCAUCUCUUGCAAACUAUGAAAAUGGAUCUAAAAAUGAUGAAACUGUAAUUGAUCAUAGGGUCUCAUUCGAGUUGAGUGGUGAAGAGGUUGCGCGUUGUCUUGAGAGCAAGUCAAUGCAAUCAGGUAGAACGUUUCCAGAAUGCUCACAGGACAGUAUGUCUGAGGAUGGCAUAAAAAGUGGGAAGAUGCUAAUGGAUAGUGUGAAUUGUUUACAUAAUGGGGAAACUUCCAGUGAAAUACCUGACAAAUCUUCAGGAGAAAUGGAAGAGGAAAACUACUAUAGAAAACAUCGUUCCAUCACUCUUGGGUCGAUAAAAGAGUUCAACUUUGAUAAUUCAAAAGAAGUGCCCGAUAAGCCCACAAUCGGCUCUGAGUGGUGGGCUAAUGAAGCAAUUGCUGGGAAGGAAGCUAGGCCUGCCAACAGCUGGGCUUUCUUCCCGUUGUUACAGCCUGAAGUCAGCUUACAUUGAAACUUUGCAUAAUGGCUUUGCCUCAAUUAUGGUCAACAGGAUUGCUUUACUGAAUGCCUAACUUGUCAGAUGUAAGUCUGAAGGGAAACAGUCUUUUGGAUACAGUUCACAAGCCAUGGUGAUCUGAACAAGUAGUGCGGAGAAAAUAGCUUGUAGGAAUCAUUAGUAUGAGAACUAUAGAGCAUUCUUUUUAUUUUGUUAUUUUCCUAGUUGGAUGUUAUACAAAAAUAGCAUUUGCAUAUAGUGUUGUCUUGUAGAUUUUUUUUUUUCCUUGUCUUGUGUAAUAAUGAAGAAAAAAGUGCUUUCCUUAUCUGCGAGUCCAAUGGUGCCCAGAUCCUUGUGGGUGCACGUUCUCUGCAAUUAUCUUUAGGAGGCAGGGGCUUCCAUAAGACGGGCUUAAUGGCUUGUGGAUAUGGUUGUUUGUAUUAGAUUUGCAUGUGAAAUUCCUCUGUGAUUUGGUCCAUGUGAACCAAGUAUAGGCAAAAAUUAUUCUACCAAAUGCAAACUGUCCAGUGACCUUGGUUGACAAUUUA
This is a messenger RNA of Manihot esculenta (cassava), 2216 nucleotides long. RefSeq lists its product as uncharacterized. The transcript has 2 exons. Bases 184 to 1683 code for a protein of 499 amino acids. The record is from RefSeq and is a predicted model, not a curated record. Lineage: Eukaryota; Viridiplantae; Streptophyta; Magnoliopsida; Malpighiales; Euphorbiaceae.